AUGGCAUCUACCAGAGCUAGCCCAGCUUGUGGGAACUGCAGGUCGAGGAGAAUCAAGUGUAAUCUUCUCCGGCCAAGAUGCAGCCAGUGCGCUCGAGCUGGUCUAGGCUGCACUGGCUAUAGGUCUCAGUCAGACCUACUUUUUCGAGAUCAGACCAAGUCAACAAUUCGAAAGUUGCAUGCUUCAAGUACCAGGGUGGUCGCGCCUAACAAGCAUGCCACGAGUUGGAGCCCAGUCGUAACAAGGCCCACUUUCAAUGUCGAAGAACUUGCAAAAAAAGUAUUUUCCGACAACUUUGCGAUCUUGGGAGACGGAUGCAAGCACUGGAUGGACUCCGGUGCGGAGAACCCAUCUUCCGCGACUAUCAGCCUCACCUCUGUUGGCCUCGCUGCACUCGCUGUUGUCCACAAAGACCCUGAUAUGAUGGAUCUGGCGCGCAGGAAAUACGACUUUGCUAUAAGGGUCCUUAGUAAAGCUAUUAUAAGCCACAAAGGCUCUGGGAUUGAACAAUUUAUCGCUGGCAGUUUCAUUUUGUUUAUUUUCGAGAUGAUAACAUGCGAUAACCACUCCUCUUCAAAUGCCUGGCAAAAGCAUGUUCACGGCGCUGCUGCAUUCUUUGGCUAUUUUUGUUCCACCAAUGGUCUGCCAGUCUCACCGGUGAAGGAGAUUAUAGAGAUCUGCUACACAACAACACUUGCGUGUCUUAUCAGUGGCAAAAAGGUUCCGUACUUUUUACUGGAAUUACCAGGUCGUUUUGGUGCGUCAUCAGAUACGUCAGAAUCCGAUGAGGAUCCCUUGUUAUCAGCAAUGAGACUCUUUGCUAUCAUGAGCACUUUGGUGAAUAUUCGUGCGCUGGCAAACCAGAGCUUCUCCCCACGCAACCAGCUAGUUGUACUGGCCAUAAAAAAAGAUCAAGCCCUCCACAAUUGGGCAUCUUCACUUCCUGCGUCGUGGACCUAUCACAAGCUUCCCAUGGGACAACAAUACAUUUAUCAGGACGUCUGGUAUGCUCAAAUGUGGAACUACUAUCGCCUAGCCCGCAUUCUAGUCAAUCGGAUAAUCAUUGACAAUUGCGACAUCGUGUCCCCCGCAAUGCUUCCAGGUGAUAUUUUCAAAUUACAACAUGCCCAGUCAUAUGCCGCUAUUUCGUUCCUGUCACAGGAGAUCUACAGCAGUCUUCCUUUCAUGUUCAAUUUGGAACAAAUGGCUGCUACCUCUCUACCACUAUCAGCAGCCCUUUUCUUCACAAUCACUCUAUUGCAAUCUCUCUUGGAACUCACAGAUAAAGCUGCUCUCAUUCAAGACUGGUCGUCUCCAGCAUCUAAUAUCCUAGGAGAAAGGUUUACUUUUACGAAGAGCAUAGUGAUGCAGAAUCUUCGCUAG
This is a messenger RNA of Penicillium egyptiacum, 1383 nucleotides long. NCBI's taxonomy places the organism in Eukaryota, Fungi, Ascomycota, Eurotiomycetes, Eurotiales, Aspergillaceae. The record is from the annotation of a GenBank genome assembly.